AUGAAGGACCCUAUCAGCACCUGCUCUUAUAACCACAUCUAUCAAAAUGCAAAACAACAUUCCAAAACUGGGGAAUACUUCUUCAAAGAACUUGUGACAGUUUUCCAACAAAGGGCGGAACUGGAGCUUACAUACGCCAAAGGUCUGCAAAAGCAAGCAGGGAAACUGUUGAGAGCCUCAAAAGGAAUGUCCGACAAUUCCAUCUACAGGGCCUGGUGUCAUGUGUCGGAUGAGAUGUACUCCAGAGCAGACGCUCACAGAUCAUUGGGCAAUUCAUUUCAGCAAGACACCAUUUUGGACAUACGACAAGUCCUGGAUGAGCACUGUAAGAGGAAGAAACCGCUCGACAUUGCCAUUGAUAGAAAUGGAAAACUUUUCCAUGCUAACUGGAGUGAACAACUUAAGAUCAAAAAGAAAUUGGCUGGACUAACCAAAGAACAUGAGGCACUCUUCAACUUUGUCGAAAACAACAAGCACGUCAGCACUGAAAAAGAAAAGCAAAAGAUGCUCAACAGGCUGACUAAGUCAGCAGAACUGCAGGCGCGGGUGGAUGCCGAUUACUUCAAUAUCAACAUGGAGGGUCAUCAGAUGAGACUCAAGUGGGAGAACACAUUGAAAAACUGCUACCAGAUCAUUCAGGAAUUGGAGAAACAGCGAAUUGAAGUCCUCUGCAACAUUCUGAGCAGAUACAGCCUCCACAUGUCCAGCUUUGAGCAGGCCCUCAAACACGGCCAGAGGCAGAUCGAGCAGGCGGUCCAGAGGGUGGACGUGGACAAAGACAUGCAAGCGCUGGUGGAGGAAAACAGCAUCACAGAUGAAGAUAACAAAGCAGAAUUUUUGAUGGCCGAUUACUUUGAGGAAGGAAACAAAUCACUGAUGAGCAAAGAAAGAAGAAGAGAUGCCAUCAACCUCAAACUUCAGCGUCUGGAGGCCAGCAUUGAAAAGACAAAGAAAGACUGGGAAGGUAUUGAAAAACUAUUGAAAACGUACUCUGAGAACCCUUCUUUCUCAAACCAGAGGAACCUGGAGGAAACUGAACAGCUUCUAGAUGAGAGUACACUAAAACUGGAUCUCCUUGAGGCCACUCACUAUAAACUGUCUGCCUCACUCUCUGAAUUUGAAGGAAAGCCCAAGUCGUUUUACAGAUUUAGGAACAGCAUUUAUAAAUGGAAAGACAAGGACUGUGAGCAUAGCAUCAUUCAACUGAAUCGUCCAGUCAAACUCAGGAGGACUCCAUUCAGAUCUACAAAGUCGCUGAGGGCCUCGGUCAUUUACAAAGGGCCAGUUCACUCGCUAACACAACCGUCUGCUGGGGUAUCAGCAAAACCAACAAACCAGGUCUCAUCCAUAGCUGCGACAAAGGAACCCGUGGAGUGUGAGAGCACAGCUGAGGGACCUGAGUCCCUCACAGAUGAAGUCAAAGGACAAGCAGAUGAAAUGGAGGAGCUGUGCAGUCUAGGGAAAUGCAAGGCUCUGUACAGCUUCACACCCGAACAUCAAGAUGAAUUGGCUUUAAGAGAAGGCGAUCUUAUAGACAUUUAUGCCAAGGAGGAGAACGGUUGGUGGUUUGGUGCUCUUAACGGGCAGAAAGGACAUUUCCCAUCAACCUAUGUUGAAGAGUUACCUGUGAUAAGCAGCAUUGAAUCAUCAAACGCCUAAAAGACCCCAAUGAUGAGCAGCAAAAACACCAAACUAAUGCUCCAUUUUGUUGAU
This is a messenger RNA of Menidia menidia (Atlantic silverside), 1713 nucleotides long. Lineage: Eukaryota; Metazoa; Chordata; Actinopteri; Atheriniformes; Atherinopsidae. The record is from the annotation of a GenBank genome assembly.